CACUAGAACACACACACACACACACACACACGCCAUAUUUAACCUCGUGUGGCUUCCUGUUCAACAUUUUCCACCACCUGCAUUGCAUGAAGCAACAAUCUCCGUUAUAACUGAUCUUGAAAGCUGUGAUUCGCAUGAAGGGAGAUUUAUCGUGGUUUCUGUUUUUAGAUUAAGCCGCCGGCACAAAACAUGGUUAAUGACACCGUGAACACGACGUACGCUGUGGUGUUUGGAUCUGUUAUGGCACUGGGUCUGCCUCUCAAUGCCGUGUCGCUGUGGAUAUUGUUACGCUGCCACAGUAUUAAAUCGCCCAGUGCAGUCUUCAUGGUCAACCUGGCAAUCUCAGACCUGCUGCUCGUCAUCUCCUUGCCCAUGAGGAUCUACUUUUACGCCACAAGCAGCUGGCCUCUGGGCAAUAUGGCGUGCAUCUGGAUUACAAUGCUCUUUCGCAACAACAUCCGCUCCAGCUCCAUCUUCAUCACCUUCAUCAGCGUGGACCGGCUGCUGGCCGUGGUUUAUCCUCUGAGGUCACGGCAUCUUCGAAUCUCUUCCAACGCGUGGAAAGCUGCUGCACUCAUUUGGCUGUCUGUGUUGGUGGUGAACAUCCCAGAGAGUGUAUACUUUUCAAAAUUUUUAAACAACAACACUGAACACUCCUGUUUUGAAUUUAAAGAACGGAGGAAAUCAUAUAUGUCUUAUUUUCAGUCUGCGCUAGUGCUCACCAUGCUGGUAGUCAACAUUGUGUGCACCGCUUUGGUGUCUUGGACUCUACACCGAAAUCUGAAUGACUCCGUGAAGGUUAAGAACAAGCUACAGCUAUGCAAGUGAAACUCCAUUUUUUUUACUUCCCCAUCUGAGCUGCAAAAAUCUGAAAAAAACAACAAAAAAAAUGGAUCCCCACCCAUCUCUGCAACAUGCCAUGACUAUAAAUAAAUCUUUCAUGACUGACCUGUGA
This is a messenger RNA of Micropterus dolomieu (smallmouth bass), 955 nucleotides long. Its product is annotated as lysophosphatidic acid receptor 6-like. The record is from RefSeq and is a predicted model, not a curated record. Gene Ontology annotation, molecular function: lysophosphatidic acid receptor activity. Lineage: Eukaryota; Metazoa; Chordata; Actinopteri; Centrarchiformes; Centrarchidae. Gene Ontology annotation, cellular component: membrane. The transcript has 2 exons. Bases 190 to 828 code for a protein of 212 amino acids. Gene Ontology annotation, biological process: phospholipase C-activating G protein-coupled receptor signaling pathway; positive regulation of Rho protein signal transduction.